Messenger RNA from Paramecium sonneborni, 4563 nucleotides. The record is from the annotation of a GenBank genome assembly. NCBI's taxonomy places the organism in Eukaryota, Ciliophora, Oligohymenophorea, Peniculida, Parameciidae.
AUGAAUAAAUUCUAAGAACUUAUAAUAAAAUAAAAUUAGAGGAUUCGUAAAACACUCAAUUAAAAUCUCAUUAUUACAGGAUAAUUUUUUUAUACUCUUAUCUGGAUUUUUAUUGCAACAUCAAUUUUAGGAGAAUAAAAAGAUGACUUACAUUUUAAAAUAUUUUAUUAUUUUAGUUUACCAACUAUUUCAUUGCUAUUCGAUAUUGAGUAAAUCAUCAUUUAAAGCUUAACGAUUAUUUUUUCAUUUACAUUUCUUUUAUCUAUUUUAAUGGGAGGAAAUUAUAAAUAUUCAAAAAAGAUUGUUGAUUUGCUUUGGGAUGCUUAUCCAAAUAUAUGUUAAAUCGUGAUUAUUUAAAAUAGUGGGCAUUGUUUACUUAGGGAUAAUGUAAACUUUACAUUGGGAUUAUUAAAUAUAAUAAUAGCUAUCAUGAAUUCUCAACUAUCUAGCUUAUAUUCAUUUUCAUAAAAUUAAACUCAAACAUUAAUUAAAUCAUAUUUUGAAAGGAGCUUCAUUCCUUUUUGUUAUUCAGUUUUAGCAUUAUUUGCAGGUUUGUAAUUAAACAAUAAAUACUUAUCUUAUCUAUAUUUAGGAACUUAAUUGAUUUUUGACCUUUAUUUUGGGAUACUUUAUUACAUUAAACCUCAUAUGCAAUAUUUAAAUAUAAAAACUUAAAGAUAGGUUGUAUUAUUUUCAUUUUUAAGAUUUCCAAUACUUGUAUUUCUAUUUUAUUAUUAAGGCAAUAGUAUUUUAUUUUUGUCUUUAUUUUCUCUUCCAAUUAUGAUACAAAUUCAUCUCAUCCUAUGGGAUAAUAAAUUUAUGGAAUUAAUAUAUCGAACAAAUAUGUUUUUUCAAUAUAUCUGUCUUGAUAAAUUCAGAGAGAUGGAUAAUCAGAUAGAAUGUUAUAUAGCAUAUUAUUUUGAAAUUAUUGAUUAUAAAAAACCCUUAAAUAGGGUUUUAAUGCUGAGUAUUUUUUGUAAUCAUAUGAAUAUGUGUUAAAAUAUCAAAUGUUUCUGUUAAAAUAGAAAUUUUCAUGAAAGUGUUAAAAUUACUACUCAAUUAUCACUGGAUGUUAAGGAUAUUUAAUAGUAAAUAAAUUAUGCAGUAGCAGAAUAGGAUAUUUAAAUGAGUUUUAAGGAAUUGAUGUUGUUAUUCCUUGAUAAUUAUAUAAAAAGUGUAAGAUAUACUACUAUAGGUGAAACUUUAAUAUUAAAAUUAAGUUUAUAUGAAAGCUAAAGUUUUCAACAGAGACUUUUCUAAACAAAACUUCGAUUUUCAUAUCUAAAAAUAUUUUAUAAUAAAUUUCAUCCCCAAUAUUUAGAAAGAUAGGCAACUUGCUCAUUGAUUACUAAUAAAUUAUAAACUUAUAUAGGCGGAGUUAAUAAAAUGAAUUUUGAUCUAUCUGUUUCAUUGAGAUAUUUUAAAUUGCUUGAAAAUAUCUAGAAUGAAAUUUAUAAGGUGAUAGAAGAUAAAAUAGUAAUUUUAGAACUUUUGAAAAGGAACUAUUAAAAUCCAGUUCCAUAUCUGUUACAUAAAUUUACAUAAAAUUAUUUAGCUGAAUGUGAUUAGUUAGAAAUAUUAAUAUAAUAAUUAGUUUAGCUAAAUGGGAUAUCAGCUGAAGUUAGAGAAUUGUAAGAUGAUUUCUACUCAUAAAUAAAAGUCGACUAUGGCUUCUAGAACUUUCAUAAAAAAGCGACGAUUCCUUUUAUAAAUUAAAAUUAAACAGCUUUUGUAAUUUGUGAUUAUGAAGGAGAUCUAAUCAUAAAAGAUUAUUCUAACAAUUUUAUUUCCAUGAUUAAUGUAAGUUCAUAAAUUAAGGGAGGUGCUAUUGAAUCAAUUGUACCUGUAAGUUUAUAACAGUACCAUAGAUAUGCAAUAGCUUAAAUGAUUAAUACAGGAUAAACUAAAUUGGUUAAUAAAGAGUAAUACAGUCUUAUGGUUAAAUCAGAAAAAUAUAUAUUAGAAGUAGAUGCAUUAUUAAGAUUUGAUUAUAGAUAAUUAGACUUUCUAAGGUUUAUUGGUUUUAUGUAACUAAGAGAUAAGGAUAGUAUUUUGGUACUUGCUAAUGAGAAGGGAAAACUAGAUUCUUAUUCUAGAUCUGCUGGAAUUCUACUAAAACUAGAUGAUGUUGAUUGUGAUUCUCUUAAUUACUUUUACCUAUCACCUUGUUUAUUAUCAGAAAAAGCAGAAUUUGAGUUUGAUGGAUUUUUGUUAAUUCCUAAAAGACAUUUUAGAACAGAUAUAUUGGGUUAUAUGAGAUUUUUUUUAGGAUCUCCAGAAGAAUGUUAUAUUUUUUUAGUUAAUGCAAAACAUUAAAAAAAAACUUACACUUCAGUAACAAUAUAAUGCUUAAAGAUAAAUUCAUUUUACUAAUUAAAAGAAUUAGAUUUUAAAAUUAUAGCUUUAGAUAUAAUGAUGAGAUAAAUUAUGAUUUUGAAAUAAGUUAGUAAAUCUUAAUAUAUGGCACCAGCUUAAUCUGCUCGUAAAAUAUAAUCUUUCAAAAAGACUUUUAAAUUUCAUUAAACUCAUACUAUCGAAUUUACUGAAGAAGAGUACAAUCUAAUAUAUGAAGAUGAUUCAGAAAGAGAAAUUAAAAUAUAAGCUAAAAAUAAUAAUAUUCUUCCUGAAUUUAUUCCCUCUUUAGAUUCUAUUAGAACGUAAAAUGAAAAAUUAUUAUUAACAUUUGAAUAAUAUCGAGAUUAUCCUAAUACUUUAAGUAAAGAUAAAUCAUUUGAAUAAUAAUAGAAACUUGAUACUUUAGAAGGUUCUAAAUCUGAUUAGGAUUCAUGUAAAUUAAAAAGAAAUACUCAUUAACUAAUUGAAAUAGAAUUAAAUUCAACAGAAGAUUAAAAUAUAGAAGAAUAAUUAUAAAUAAUUUUAGCUACAGUGAAAACUAGAUAAACAAGAAAAGAAUUAUUGGAAAUGAAAAAUUAAAUAAAAAACAAACACAAAGCUAGUACUUGGCAUGGAAGUGGAAAUCAAUAAUCAUAAAAAAAAUUAAUUAGAAGUAUUGUUAAUUAAUUUUAAAAUACUUCUUUGAGUUCAUUAUUUUACAUAAAAAUAGUUUCAUGUUUUUUAAUUUUAAUUAAUGUGGGAUUUAUCUUAGGAUUUGUAAUUAAUAGUAUAUUAGGUAUAGCUGGUAUAUAAAUGGAUUCUAAUAAUCAAACUUAUCCACUAAUAUUAUUUCAAGAUAUCAAUUUGGUUUUAUUAGGAAUUCAACUUACUGAUUGGAAAGAAUCUAAUUUUGAACUUGCAAAUAAUUUUAUAUUAACAGGUGCUGAAUAAUAUUAAAAUUUAAGUAUAUAUGUUAAUGAUGUUGAACACGAUUAUCACACAUUUCUAUAAGAACUUGAUUAAGAAAAGAUCCUUGUUUAAGAAUUUGGACUAUAAAUUUCUUAUAAUAAAAAAUACUUCUUCAAAAAUUAUAUGGUUGAAAGACUUAGAACAAUUGCAGAAACUCCUUAUAUUGGUAUUUUUGAAGAAGAGAGUCAAUUUCUAUUUGAUAAUUAUCCUGGAAUAGCAAAUUAAUUGUGGAAUUUAAAAAAUAAAACCACUAGAGAUGUAAUUGAAAGAGUAGAUGAAUUGGAUCAAAUGUCAAAAUUAUUAUUGAUCCUUUCUAUCAUUUUUAAUUUUAUAGCCAUAAUCACAUACCUUAUAAUUCUUUUACAUAUCUUUUAAUGGAGAAAUUAACUUUAUUCAACUUUAUUUUUAUUUAGCAAUAUUUAAACAUUUAUUAAUUUAUUGUCUGAUUCAAUUAGUCGUCAAAUACUCUAUUCACCAGGAACAAAGAGUGAUGAUGAGGAAAAAAAUAAAAAAAUUGGAUUAAUUUGGUAGAUUUAUGGAAUUCUCACAUUUUUUAUACUUUUAAUCAUCUCUUUGGGUUUCUACAUACCACUUUUUUUAUAUAUAGAUUCUGUUAAUUUAUAAUCUAUUGAUGUAAAUUAACUACAAACAGAAUUAGCAAUGAUGUAAUUAAAAUAGUCUGUCAUUCUAACAUGGUUAGCUAUAAAUUAAACUGAAACUAAGUACAGUAUAAAGUUAGUACACAACACAUCAAUUAUCCAAUAUGUUAUUGAUUAGUGUACACCCUCAGAAUAUUUUGUACUUUAUGAUCUACCUUUUGAUAGUAAAUAUGACUAUUUUCCAGAAAUUUAGCAAUAUUCUACUGUGUCAUUAUGUGAUUGCACCUUAUUGUCAAAUUAAUUAAAAAAUGGAUAUUAUGGAUUUUAAUCUUAUGUUUCCUAACAUCUAUACGAUUUAGAAUAGUAGGAUGACAUUAUGAAAGCUUAUAAAAUUGUCUUUGAAUAUUAGAUUAAAAAAAAAAAUGAGUUUGAUGAUUAUAUGCAAACUAGAUUAGUCAACACUUAAUUAACUCUAUAAAUAAUUCUAAAAAUAAGUGUGAUAAUUAUAAUUCUAAUUCAAACAUUAUUUCUUUAUAUAAUUCAUAGAUAAAUCCUAAAAAUAGUUUAAUCUGCAAAAAGCAUCAUGCACUUAUUUCCUCCUCAUAUUCUAGCAAAUAAUAAAUAUACUUUAUAAGUAUUAAUAUAGGGUGGUACUUAAUGA